Messenger RNA from Pseudo-nitzschia multistriata, 1000 nucleotides. The record is from the annotation of a GenBank genome assembly. Lineage: Eukaryota; Bacillariophyta; Bacillariophyceae; Bacillariales; Bacillariaceae.
UUACCAGUACCGUUCGGUACGACACAGCAUGUUACGAGUAGGGGUACGAGACCCAUCAGCAUCGACACAACCUUCGGAACAUCAGCUCGAACUGUUGUUGUGAAGAUACKCCAAAUUAGUUUCAAAGAAAAUCAUCUACAAUGGGAGGUGGCGGAUGGUUUUACGUCCCCAAGGUAAGCUCGGUUUGAUCACCUKGAGGUUGGCAUCCGCAACGGGCUCUAAGCACUGCGAACGCGGAAGAACCAUGGGGUGUUUCGUCGGCUCGUGCUGUCGACGAAAUCCCCCAUCCAAAAGGAACCACGCCAUGCGCACCACCCACGAGCUGUAUGUUUUGCUAACGUCUUGUCCGUGUCUGCAAACAAACACUCACCAAUCGCGAUUGGUGUUCCGCACCCUCCCCCCCAAACACACAACACACACUAUCACAACACCGCCACGCCCGGUGCCUUCCAGGUCUGGACGCCUUACGGAGGAUGGUGGGUGAACCCYCCGCAGUGGAAGCGCAACACCGCCAUGGGAGGAUUGGCGAUUGCCACGAUCAUGACGUGCCUCUUCAAGGUGUCCGCCUCGAGAGAACGACGACCGAUCGCCCCGUACAAGAAGAUUCCUUCCCAGAGCUGGUGCAAGUUUGCCAAGGAAGACGAUCCGCGACUCCGAUAGAUCCAUGCGUGCGCACUKCGUGCUGGUAGGGAUGCGGAAGGCAACCAGACGCAUCCAAACCAAACGSGAACCAUCGAUCGUGGAAUUCAAAGCGAUGCGAUGCAGACAURAAAAUCAAUAGUUGCUUCUCGUCGCAACCCGCUUCGGGUUCUCCUACAAAAUGGUGGCAGGAACGGUUGAUACGAUUUAGAGAUAAUUGGUAUUGCUGGUGUCUACAAUAAUUUGCAGUAAUGUAAUAGCUAUCCAUCAUUAGGAACAACCAUUGUUUAGAGAACUGAAACAUACAAAGUAGUGGGACGGAAACACAUGCGCAACAAAAAAAUAGAAGCACAACAAAGAU